GUCACUGAGCCGAACUGAGCUGAGCCUGUCUUCCAACUAGCCGGCUUAUUACGCCAUCAUUUUCGGAAACCUGAAAUCCAUCUUGCUCCAUCACCUGUACCAGCACUACGUUUUUGAAGAGUCCUCAAAUGUGCUCCAGUAACGUUAAAGCCUUGUUUUCCAAAGGAUUAAAAUAUUUUUUCUACUGAAUUUACUGCUGCACACAUAUUUUAGGGGGGGUGGGGUGGAGACUCCCUGGAUCUGUCAUCUUACCUUCAGGAUUUGCACCUGGUCACCUGAAAUCUUUUGUAGCGAUGAGCUACGCUGACCGAGCCCCACAUCCUGACCUGUUGGGGAAUCACAACCUAAAAGACAGCCCUGAAGUUGAAUUAGAUUUCAAUAUCGUAUUUGACUAUGAUUAUCCCAACUCUGUGGAAGAAGAACCGACUCCUCAUAAAAUCAUCAGCCCACCUUCUGGAGUUGCGUAUUCACAUGAUGAUGUCUCCGAAUAUGGUCUCAAGCCAUACAGUCCUCUGGCUUAUCGUAGGUCUUCCACAGAUCCCAUGGGCAGAUAUGAACAGAACAAUAGUGUAGGGUCAAAAUAUCACUUAGACCCUCAAAAGGCUGCUGGGGCUCCAGCUUUGAGUCCAAGGAUUGAGAUUACUCCAUCUCAUGAACUGAGUCAUUCAGGUGGUUUAUACCGCAGCAGAGAUUCAGAUACUUUGGUAGAACAUCAGCCAAACUUGGCUGCUACCAGUCCAAGGUUUUCCUUGCAAGUCUAUGGUUAUGAUGGCUACAGAGAACCGCUUUGCUUGAGCCCUGCUAGUAGUGGGUCAUCAACAAGUUAUGUUUCAGAGACUAAUUUCUCUCCUUACACAUCACCUUGCGUUUCACCAAAUAAUGGUCCUAAUGAUGACCUGUGUCCACAGUUUCAAAACAUCCAUACUCAUUAUUCUCCUAGAGCUUCUCCAAUAAUGUCACCACGAGCAAGCAUCACAGAGGACACCUGCAUGGGACAACGUUCUCCAUCUCCUCGGCCCAACUCACGGUCCUCAUCCCCAGGCUCAAAAAGAAGUUAUCCUUGUUCUGAUCUCUACAAUAGCCAUCAAACCAGUGUUUCUCCACGACAAUCAAGAACCCCUUCUCCCCAGCAAUCACCUCGUGUUCCUCUGCGGGAAGAUAACCAGUCUGUGAGUUACAAUCAACACUCUACAUCUACACAUCUUAUGGAUGACCUGAACCUUGGUAACGAUCAUUCAUGUGGUAUACCUACAAAAAUGUGGAGAAACAAUGAAGAUCUUUCUGACUCUCAGCCUUCACUUAAGAGCAUGCAGUGCCAUGUUUAUCAGCCUCCAGAGUAUCUUGGGCCUUACGAGCAUGAGCAGAGGAAGAAUUCAGAUGCAGGGUCUGUCCUACUGAUGCCUCCUACUUGGCCAAAGCAGUUGGUGCCUGCAAUGCCCUACUACAGCAUCCCUGUUGCAUCACUUCCCCCUCUCGAAUGGCCACUGACAAGUCAGGUUGGGUCCUAUGAACUCCAGAUCGAGGUGCAGCCAAAACCUCACCAUCGUGCCCACUAUGAGACUGAAGGGAGCCGCGGAGCAGUGAAAGCCACUACUGGGGGACAUCCUGUGAUCCAGCUUCAUGGCUACAUGGAGAACAAGCCCUUGGGGCUUCAGAUCUUUAUUGGGACAGCAGAUGAACGGAUUCUCAAACCACAUGCAUUCUACCAGGUCCACCGCAUUACAGGAAAAACUGUUACCACCACCAGCUAUGAGAAGAUCAUCGGAAACACAAAAGUCCUUGAGAUUCCAUUGGAGCCCAAGAGCAAUAUGAGAGCAACAGAUGCAAGGGACAGCGCGGAAUCCAUUCUAACUCCUGGAAAGAUCAGGAAGUAUAGUAUCGAUUGUGCUGGUAUUCUGAAGUUAAAAAAUGCAGACAUCGAGCUGAGAAAAGGAGAGACCGACAUUGGGAGAAAGAACACCAGAGUGCGCCUUGUCUUCCGAGUGCACAUCCCGGAGGCCAGUGGGAGAAUUGUCUCUCUACAGGUUGCAUCUAGUCCCAUAGAAUGCUCUCAAAGGUCUGCUCAUGAGCUCCCUCUGGUGGAGAGGCAGGACAUUGACAGCUGUCUUGUAUACGGUGGACAGCAAAUGAUUCUGACAGGGCAGAACUUCACAGCAGAGUCCAAAGUUGUUUUCACAGAGAAGACGUCUGAUGGGCAGCAGAUUUGGGAAAUGGAAGCCACAGUAGAUAAAGACAAAAGUCAGUCUAGCAUGCUGUUUGUGGAGGUGCCGGAAUAUCGCAACAAGCACAUCAGCUCCCCAGUGAAAGUGAAUUUCAAUGUCAUAAAUGGAAAAAGGAAAAAGAGCCAGGCCCAGCACUUCACUUACAUCCCAGUGCCAUCUAUUAAAACAGAACCUCUUGAUGAAUAUCAUUCCAUAGUUGGGAGCAGCGCACAUACUGGGCUUGGAACAGUGCCACAGAGCUACUACUCCCAGCAUCUACUGGGCAGCGAUUCUCCCUCCUGCUUGGUGACCAACCUGGUCUCAUGUCAGUCUCAAAUUCGAGCUGGUCUUCAGUCACCAGAUUCCCGAUAUUCGCAGCAGAAUCCUUCUGUCUACCAAAGGAGCAAAAGUCUCAGCCCCAGUCAACUAGGCUAUCGGCAGCCUGCCUUGGUGGCUCCACAGAUUGCUAUUCCAGAUGCUCACAGAUCUGUUCUUGUCCACACUGGCUCUCCCAUCCAGUCUAAUGCCAACCCACAGCCAUCUCCAGUCAUUCAGUAUUCUCCCACCAAUCACCAGAUGAGGUGUGGAAGCCACCAGGAGUUCCAGCAUAUAAUGUGCUCUGACUUCUCUCCAAAUCUUACACGACCCAGCCAGGCACAGAGAAUGAGUCCCAGUCCGUAUCCCACUGUAAUCCAGCAGCAGUCCAACAGCCAGCGGCCUCCAAAAAAUGGCCACCUGGUCACAGAGCAGAAAGAAAUCUCACCCACAGGCAUCACCGUUAAGCAGGAACAGAACCUAGAUCAGGCCUACCUGGAUGAUGAACUGAUAGAUACAAACCUUAGCUGGAUACAAAACAUUAUAUGAGGCCGAAGGCCAGUGGUCUCUGAGGCAAGAAUUGAAAGUAAAAGUUAAUGAAAUUAUCAGAAAGGAGUUUUCUGGCCUACCUGCUAGAAAUCAGACAUAGAAGUGCGAUCCUGCCAGACACCUUGUGCUGACUGCUUCCUCCUUGGAGAUCCUUCCCGUUCAUACACAUCACCUUCUGUUUCCUUUGCACAGUGCAAGCUACCGAUUCCAGUACCACAAACAAUACGCUGGCACCCAGCUCCUCUACGCGCAGCGCUUCUAUAAACAUCAAAGCCGUAAGACUUAUUGUCCUGUCAUUAUAAAUGUAUCUCGGAACCAAGCUCUUUCACAAUUGUACAGCAGCGCCGACAAGGGAAAUCUAUAGAAUUGUCAUAAAUCAGCACACAUCCUUUGUUCUCAUCCUCAGAUGUACUGGACUGGCCUUCAUGUUUUUCAGUUGGGCACUUCAGAUGAGAAGUGUUAGGAAAUGGAGAGUCAUGAGACGGAUACCGGUUAUCAAGUGUCCGUGACUUUAGUAAUGUCAUUGAAGGAACAGAUUUGAAGACAAUCAGAAAAAAGAAGAACACAGAAAAAGACUAUAAUGCACAGCAUUACACAAUCAUCAGUUUAUUGGUGGGUCUAAUUUCAUCUGAAAUCCAUCUUGUCUGGGUGUGUGCACAGCAGGUCCCAGGCUUAUUCUUGUAGAGAGAGGAUAUGGCAAUGGUACAUACAGACAUACAGUCGGCGCUAUGUGUACCUACAGCUGGAGAGUCACAGUACGCCCAGCUCUGAGUCAGAUUAAUUGCCCCGCAAAGGCAAAAACCACCUAUUCCACUCACUUAGUAAUAUGCUUGUCUGUAUGGGCUCAAGGAACCAGCUCCACCCUCUCCUGAUUCAUGGCUCGUUUUCACUGAAUAUCCUGAGAACAUGGCAGCUUCUGCCUUACAUUCCCAUAUCCCAUUCCAUGUAUUAUUGUCAUCUGUGUAUACUAUGUCUCCACUACCAGACAGAUCUAGCUUUCUUAUUAAAGCACCUUACACGCCCAAUCCUACAGCCUAAUAAUAAUCUAUAUGAUGCAUCAGUAGAAACUUAGAUCAGAAUAUUUUAGUUCAAAAUAAAUAUUAUAUACAUACAUUUCUAUUUUUUUUUGUAUAGAUCAUUUAUGCAAUUUAAAACAGGGAUUCCCAAAUAGUCUUAGCUGGCACCUGCCUAAGAGUCUACCUGUAUCCUACACUUCAUGUACAGUCUCUGCUCCCCCCACCCCCACUACUUACUACUCCGCUAUCAUUCCUCUUGGUGGCCUGCAAUCCCUGUUUUAUAUUAUAAGUAGCGCUCUGAAAGUGAUCUUCUGGCAGCAAAUGUAAAUAAUUAAUGCAGAAUAUGUUAUUUAUUGUGUCUAAUCAAAUGUUUAGAAUGAUGAAUUUAACUAAUUUGCUUGUUUUAUAAAUAUAUAUAUAACUGGCCUUUGUAUAUUUCUGUGGUAUGUAAUGCUUUAAAUAAGAGUUUAUCCAAGGUGUGCCUCCUGCAGGUCCCAGGGUCCAUGCAUUUAUAGGGCAGAGCCUAUCCUAUUGCAUUCCCCUGACUGACUAUGAAAUAGUUACUAAUACCCCUUUUCCACCUGCGAGCAAGGGUCGCAGCCGGGAGCCUGACACGGGAGCUGCCCUGCUGCGACCCAUGCUCAGCCCCUUUCCCAUCAGCAGUCACCAACCCGGCAUAUUGGUUGGUGACGCUUCUAGUGAC
Messenger RNA from Pseudophryne corroboree (corroboree frog), 4784 nucleotides. It is a transcript of the gene NFATC2, whose product is annotated as nuclear factor of activated T cells 2. The record is from RefSeq and is a predicted model, not a curated record. The transcript has 12 exons. Lineage: Eukaryota; Metazoa; Chordata; Amphibia; Anura; Myobatrachidae. Gene Ontology annotation, biological process: cytokine production; regulation of transcription by RNA polymerase II; calcineurin-NFAT signaling cascade. Gene Ontology annotation, molecular function: transcription factor binding; RNA polymerase II cis-regulatory region sequence-specific DNA binding; DNA-binding transcription factor activity, RNA polymerase II-specific. Gene Ontology annotation, cellular component: transcription regulator complex. The coding region runs from base 294 to 3065 and encodes 923 amino acids.